AAACUCCACAUUGGCGCGCUAAAUCGCUUCCUAACAAUCAUUAGCUAGCUCUGUCGGCUAUAUAUACGUUAGAUUUCAGUUACGUCUUCAACAGAGCUCGUAGAAUUGCGUACGAUGAAGCUCACUUCACAGCUUCUAGUCUUUGUAACAUGUGUGGUGGUCAUUUUAGGCCAAAAAGUUUUGGAUGAACUUUUUGACUUUGACCAGUAUAAAAAUCUUAAAUUCUACGUUACUCAUCGAGGUGGUCUGAUUGUACCAGGGAAAGUAAUUCGAAGAAAAGAUGCUUCUUGCGUUACAACGUCGAUCGAGGAGAAUCGAGAGAAGGGCAACUUCACAUAUAUUGUGGAGUUAAUGGAGCAGAAUCAGGCAGCCCGUGUUACACAUCCUGCGUAUCCCCUGGAGGACGGUUUUGCUUUUGUCGCUCUAUCGGGGGACACUAUCACCGUCAAGGUGAUCGGCACGGAUUAUUCUAAUUAUUCUAUCGUCACAUACAACUUUGGAGAACGCAGCUAUCAUAUAGUAAUGGUGGCAAACUGGAUGGCAAACUCGAUUGUCCGCCAGAGAUUUUUCGAAAUUACCGGACGGGCCCUCGCUUCGCUUGAAGUUAUCGACAAUAGAGGUUGUCAAAGAACUUAGAAAAUUGUUAAAACCGAUUCGGUGUUAUAAAAAACAUUCAUUAGUAGGUUUGUUUUUUACUCGAGCUUUGUGCUUCGUUGUUCAUUUAAUUUAUGUACUACGUAUUUAAUUAUUUUCUAAAAUAUACUUGACAUUCUCUAAUAAUUGACACUUCCAGAGGCAAUCGUUUUAACGAUGAAAAACCUCUAAAAACCAAUGCGGAAAGCCUUUGGGUAUUUUUUGAGCCUUUCUCAGAGAUUACACAAACGAGCACAAUAUCACUAGGACAACAAUCCUACAAAAAUAUAACGGAAGCCUUUCAAUCUUCUUUUG
Messenger RNA from Varroa destructor (honeybee mite), 948 nucleotides. RefSeq lists its product as uncharacterized. The record is from RefSeq and is a predicted model, not a curated record. Lineage: Eukaryota; Metazoa; Arthropoda; Arachnida; Mesostigmata; Varroidae.